AGGAGAGCUUAAAAGGGCUCGUUUGCGACAAAAGUUACGACUUGCAGGGAGUUCCUUCAUCUCAAUUCAAGAAUGGUUGAAGUUGAGAACCAUUCGUCUCCUCCUUCUGAUCCGGCUCCAACAGAUCCAACAACCCCACAUCCUCAAACUGGGUUCAAUCCCAGCAGAAUGAUUGGUAUCAUCAGAAGGAAGGCCAUGAUAAAAGACUUAGCUGCUAUAUACCAUGCAGAAUGCCUUGCAUAUUGUCAAGAACUUUUGGAACUUCAAAAAAAAGCAGAAGAGUCAUUAAUUGAAAUGAAAGCUGCAGAAGAGUCAAGGAGAGAAACAAUGAGGCCCCCAAAACGUAUGAAGAAAGCCCGUUAGCACCUAAUGUAAGAUAUGUUCGCGAUCUAUUCUAUGCGUUCUUGAAAGAUUCUCUCGGUCUUUUAGCAUUGGCAACCUGGAAAUUGUCUUUUACGGAUUACAGAAAGCUACUAGUUUGUUAAAUCUAAUAGAUACAGCUUACUACUGAAGAUUAAGAUGAAUUGUAUUUUGUUAUAUCACUUUAGAGGGUAAAGAGAAGUAUGUUGAUGAGGCAGGAUCAAUCAUAGAAUCCAUGUAAGUUGAGUACAUAUGCUAGUUACAUGAGGACCAUGCUAUAAAAAUAAUACGAGUUACAAUUUAAUUUAGAAAAUAUAUUUUAUAGCAUACUGUCCAGAGUUGUCAAAGGCAUGCUAAAAGCGCGCAAAGCCGCUCCUAACUUCUCUCUGCCUCGUUGAAUGUGUGCUUCAGUGUUGUGAUCAAGGUUUUAAGACAUCAUGUCCCUUGUAAAUAGAACCUCUUUGAAGAGGCAAUACUAAGAAAUUGAUUUUUUGCACUUCAUCAUAAAAA
Solanum pennellii is the source of this 870-nucleotide messenger RNA. RefSeq lists its product as uncharacterized. The coding region runs from base 73 to 363 and encodes 96 amino acids. The record is from RefSeq and is a predicted model, not a curated record. Lineage: Eukaryota; Viridiplantae; Streptophyta; Magnoliopsida; Solanales; Solanaceae. The transcript has 3 exons.